CACCAAACCUCACCGCAGACACAUACGCGCAGUCUCAAUCACAUCACGCACCACAACGUCUUCAAAAAUCCUCUCAAUAGUCUAAAAACUCCGUCAACAUGCCUAAGGCCGCAGCUAAGAAGGGUGGUAAGGUCGAGAAGGGUCGCAAGGGCAAGAAGGAUCCCAACGCUCCCAAGCGCGGUCUCUCCGCCUACAUGUUCUUUGCCAAUGAGCAGCGUGAGAACGUUCGCGAGGAGAACCCCGGCAUCAAGUUCGGCGAGGUCGGUCGCAUUCUGGGUGAGCGCUGGAAGGCUCUCAACGACAAGCAGCGCGCCCCCUACGAGGCCAAGGCUGCCGCUGAUAAGAAGAGAUAUGAAGAUGAGAAGGCUGCCUACAACAGCUAACGAGUUCAAUUCGUCUAGGCUGAGGAGUCUGAGUAAGGUUGAUGUUGCGUUUGCGACACUUUCUUCAUCUACAUUUUCUUUCUCUUUGGUAGUCGGUACGGUGUUUGCGGCUGGUAGGGAAGGAUAUUGAUUUGCUCUGAUGAACCAAUGGGGCCAGGCUGGGGCGAAAUCACGCACCUGGCCAAAUGUAUAGUAGCACAACGAACUAUGAGCCUUCCUUGAAGACGUUUCGAUCUUUUCCAUGCCAUUCAUUUUUUGUAGCUACAGUCGUAAGUGCACUUAGAUGACAUU
Molecule: messenger RNA, 674 nt
Organism: Cryphonectria parasitica EP155
Lineage: Eukaryota; Fungi; Ascomycota; Sordariomycetes; Diaporthales; Cryphonectriaceae
Exons: 6
Coding region: 99-383 (94 amino acids)
Source: RefSeq, a predicted model, not a curated record